This is a messenger RNA of Sinocyclocheilus rhinocerous, 2700 nucleotides long. RefSeq names its product acyl-coenzyme A thioesterase 9, mitochondrial-like. Gene Ontology annotation, biological process: acyl-CoA metabolic process. The transcript is spliced from 16 exons. Gene Ontology annotation, molecular function: fatty acyl-CoA hydrolase activity. Lineage: Eukaryota; Metazoa; Chordata; Actinopteri; Cypriniformes; Cyprinidae. The record is from RefSeq and is a predicted model, not a curated record. The coding region runs from base 132 to 1427 and encodes 431 amino acids. Gene Ontology annotation, cellular component: mitochondrion.
GCGCCUGCGUUCCAGGAAGUGAAAAUCACUGUCAGUUAAGAAAUUUGUCAUUUAUGCAAGAAGCGAGCUGUUGUAUGUCUCACGAAAUCAUUGUUGUUAUACAAUAAAGUGGUGAGACAAGAACAAGGAAGAUGUUUUCUCCGCGGGUCCUGAAGUCUGCAUCAUCCUUAAUGUGCAGAGGGGUUUCCACGGGUCAAAUGUGGAAAGCAGCAGAUAUGGCUGAGGGAAACACAUUUUUACUUGUGAGCAAUGUUCGCAACAGGCUGCGGGAGAUAGUUGGAGCGUCCACCAACUGGAAAGAUCAUCAACAAGCAUUAGCUGAGCGUACAUCACUAAGCCAGUAUCUUGCUCAGAGUCAAGAUGAACUUCCAGCAAAGACAAUGAAGGACAGUGCAGUUGAGGCGCAUCUUCCUCUGGGUUCCCAGCCUACCUUGAGAGAGAAAUACCUCAACUAUCACAACAGUGUCAGGUUUGGAAGGAUUUUGGAGGACUUGGACAGUUUAGCUGUGCUCAUCUGUUAUUCUCACACAUGGAAUAAGGAGCUGAAAAGAUCUCCACUGUCUAUCGUCACCGCCCUAGUGGACAAGAUUGACAUGAGAAAAAACAUCAUCUACCCCGACUGUGACAUUAAGUUCACAGGUCAUGUGACGUGGGUUGGCAAAACCUCAAUAGAAGCUAAAAUGCAUGUGUCUCAGUAUCAUGAUGGGGCGUACACCGAUGUAUUAGAUGCCACAUUUGUAAUGGUGGCUCGAGAUCCUGAAAACGAAAGGGCAGCUUUUAUAAACCCACUAAAACUAGAGAGUCCAGAGGAAAAGGCAAUUUUUCAACAAGGAGAGAUUAACAAGACGAGGCGUGUGGAGCUGAGCACAGCCUCUCUUCUGAAAGUGGCCCCUGCAGCUGAGGAGAGGACUCUCAUUCACAACCUGUUCCUCAACACUCUAGACACACGAACUGUCAGCUUUCGGAGUCGUAUUUUAUCAACUAACUCCGUGUGGAUGGAAGAUGCCAAAAUGAAAGGGCUUGAGAUUUGCCAUCCACAAGAAAGAAAUAUCUUUAACCGGAUAUUUGGUGGUUUUUUGAUGAGAAAAGCCUAUGAACUUGGUUGGGCGAAUGCCUGUGCAUUUGCUGGUUGCAGACCAACGCUGGUGGCUGUAGAUGACAUCAUAUUUCGAAAGCCAGUAGAAAUUGGUUCUUUGCUAUUGCUGUCCUCACAGGUUUGUUACACAGAAGGGAUGCACAUCCAGGUCAGGGUUCACACGGAGGUGCUUGACCCAUUGACCCGGCAACACAGCACCACAAACGUAUUUCAUUUCACUUUUUGCGUUGAGAAGGAUAUCCCAGCUGUUGUACCACAGAGCUAUGGAGAGUCUAUGCUUUACCUGGAUGGAAAGAGGCACUUUGAUGAGACCAUGAGGAGCCAAGGUUGAGCAUCUGGGAUGUGCCGGGAUGAAACUUUAAAUUUUUUAGUUCCGUUCAUUUUAUAUUCACAAUAUUUUUUAUUGUUCGCUGCAUUUUACAUAAAUGUAAAAUAUUAUUUUUCACAAUUUUAAACUUUGAGUGGGAGAGGAGCAUUUAGUGAAAUGGUUUUGCAGUGAAAGGUGUUUUUUUUUUAUUUUAUGCAUCUUGAUUGUGGUAAUAUUAAACCUAUUUAGUCAUUAAGACUUAUAACAGACCAUGUUCUGUUUGCACUACAAUGCAAUUCAUAAGGAGAUAUGACAAAACUCUUAAACCAAGUGAUUUUGGUUGUACUGUUACUGAUCUGAAUGCAGUCAAAGCGAUUCAUGAACAACUGGUACCUUGGAAAAUGAUAUACAGUAUUUGCACAAAUUCUAAGAAUAAGUCCCGUCUUCCUUCCUUGAUCUCCUCAAAAGGAAACGAGGAGAUCUGAAACUUGAGAUCAAAUUAUGAGAGCACUGCCUCACCAAACACUCCAAAAACUUUACCUAACUUAUUUGGUUUAGAGCGCAUCGUAUGAAUAAGAAUCAGGUUUUGCUGUUAUAUGCAUAUGUUUCAGAAUGCUGACAAUUUGGCUUGUAUAUAAACAUCCGUUUUUGCAUUAUUAUUUUAAAUGCAACAAACAACCAUGGACUUUUGCAAAAGAUGGUAGUAUGAACCUAGAAUGGACUCUGUAAGAAGUUAACGUGUAAACAAAAAAAAAAAAUUAUAUGAAAGGAAGUAGGUUCAGGGAGAUUUAUAAUGCCUUUCAUGUACACACUACCUGUACCGGAAUGGCCAACGAAUGCAUGCCUUUUCAAUGUUUUUGUUCACAAAAUGUGUUUACCAUCAUUUAUUUUUAAAAUACUUGUAUUAUUUUACGUUUGUAUGAGUAUUCUUGUUUGUUUCUUAUAAAUACAGAGCAUUAAAUAUGCUUAUUUACAUCUGUAUUAGUGGACUAACACUAAUAAUGCACAUUUCAGUGUAAUCUCUUUUUAUUUAUUCCAUGAGCGAAAGUGUCCAAUGCUAUUUGUCUGGUCAUGUGAUCUAAACAGUGGUCCCCGUGAGGCGACCCGCUCCAUGUAAAAUAAAAAAAAAUAAAAGUAAAUAUUGUAUUAGGGUGCUUAUGACUGGGGUCUUCAUCACAUGUGAGUGUACCAUUUAAAUAAUUUUGUACUAUUCUUUUAUUUGUUUAAAACAUUGUACUGAGGAAACAGUCGGUGAGCAAUCUCAAGCGUUGUCCUGACAGUUGCUGCCACCGAGUGA